Gryllus bimaculatus (two-spotted cricket) is the source of this 1587-nucleotide messenger RNA. The record is from the annotation of a GenBank genome assembly. Lineage: Eukaryota; Metazoa; Arthropoda; Insecta; Orthoptera; Gryllidae.
GGGGCUGGCGGGGCAACGGAGGCGGCAAGCCGAGCGCCGUGUGACUCAUUUGGCUGCCCUCCGUCGCUAGGAGCGGUCGAGGGUCGGUUGGUGCCGGUGUUGUGCGCCGCUUCAUUGCGAGAAGUUGUCUUCACUGUCGUGCUUCACUGUGAAACCGCGUGUGCCCAACAGCAUCAUACAAAGGAAGAGCGUUGCGCUGAAUCUCAGUUGCCGCCGAUGGGGUCGCUGUUGUCGCUGCCGGCCGGGCCGGGCGUCGCGGAGAGAUGCGACUUCAGGAGGUCUGGCGCGGGGAGCCCCUCUGCCCCUGCGCCUACUUCGCGGCGGCCGCAGCGCCUGACUCCGGAGCAGGCGCAGGUGCUCGUGGAGUCGCUGCGCCAGCUGCUGCGCAUGUCGCUGCUGCCGCUGGUGGAGGAGACGCUGAGCAACUUGGACGCUCUGCACGCGCGCCUCGACGACCUGGAGCAGCACCUGAGGCGCCUGGCCCCACUUCCGGACCCUCCUGAGCGCCCGGAGGCGCCUGAGCCGUGGCAGCAGCGGGCCGCCGGGGGGCGCGGCGGGCAGGCAGCGCAAAGGACGUCCGUGGGCGCGCAGGCGGACGGUGAAGGACGCGACGCGGCGCUGCGGUUCGUGGACCGGGUGCUGGAGAGAGUAUUGCCAGAAGUGGUGUCCCUUUUAGAAGAAGGCGGCGGCGGCGGUACGCCCGCAAAAUGCACCAUUAUCACGCCGACCACCACCACCACCACCACCACCACCACCACCACCACCACCACCACCACCACCACCACUCUGCAGGCCGCCCGCGGCCCCACUUCCGACCCCACUCCUCCCACGUCCUUCGAUGCGGACUGUCCGGCAUCGGAUUCCUGGAAGGCCCCGGACGGCUCCGAGCUGGCGCGGGCCGGGCUUUGUAUCGGCUGCCCAACAGCGCAUACACCUCCACCCUCACCCCCACCGCCACCCGCCGGUGCCUCUCUGACCUCCAUUCUGAGAACCGAUUCCCCACCUCUUGCCGGAUUGACAGAGUUCGUCUCGUCACCCGCCAGCACGGAUCUCUGCGUCCUCCCACCCAAAGCCACCUCAUCUUACUCAUCAUCGUCCCAUUUCUCUUCACCUCCCAGCCUCCCCCCUAUUCGGUCCUACCCCUCUUUGUCCAGACAUUCUUCUCUCCCAAGCAUCUCGUUUGUUUCAACAGACUCGUCGAACCCCGGCGCGAUCCGGUGUCCCGAUGUCGUCUACAUGUUUCCUCUGUUAUUCCCCUCUUCUUCAUCCUCUUCCUCGAGUUCUGUAGUUUCUGCCGGUGACGCCGAUGGUCCGGCUUGUUCCAUCCCUUUGGCGGAUAAGCUUCCCAUGCCUUGUAUGCAGACGAGUUCGAAUAGCUGCGCCGCCGUCGCCACGGACGCUUCGAAAGCCUGUUCGUUCCCUUUCGCUGCCUCUUCACCGGCCAUGGGCGCCGGCGCGCGCCCGACAGCCAGCUCAAUUGCAGCCGCCGGGGGACUCGAAACCGCAGAUUCGGUGGGCGCGGGCCAGAACCCGCUCGCCGCGGUCCUGCAGCCUCCCGCCCCCGACUGUAACGCAGACGCCUCCGAC